UCAUAUUUUUUUCUUAAUGAAGCACGAAAAGCUGUGGUCUGGGCAUCAUCCUACCACGCCAGAACAUUUGUCAAGAGAAUACUGCUCGUUAGUUUACUCUCUUUUUGACAUGAGCACAAUUCUUCGUGGGCUCCCUCAUCUAUUAGGCAAAUAAAAAAUUAAGGUUAAUUUUUCUACAAACAUAUGUACGCUACGCGACUUCAUUGCAAAAGUACUUCAACAUCAGUAGAAUUUUAUCGUAUAUCGAGCUGCAAAUUUGUAUCUUGUAAAAGCCCACGGAUUGCGAACUAAGAAGAAAAUUUAACGGUUAAUUUAUAUUUUGAAAAUACCAUGAACUGGAGAUCUGUUGGAAAUUUCGUCCUGAGUUUGGCAAAGUUCGGUCCUUGGACCUUAAACGAACGUUACACAGUGAAUCGUGGACGGGUAAAGCGGGUAUGUUUUACUUUUCUUCCCUUUCCUUCAAAACCACUUAAGGUGUCCAUGACAUGCGGAUCGCCUCAAUCUCCUUCGUUACUUUCUAAAUAGUAGAGACAACAUUACCUAUCCGCUAUAAACCGCAAAAACCUGAAAAGUUAUUCUUGUACGGAUUUCAAUGGGCGAAUCAUAGCGGCGUUAAGCAGAAUUAGGCCAAAAAAUUGCAUAGAUCAGCGGAUUUACAUCCUCUUUGUUCAAAUCAACAUAAAACUAACAUCAAAUUUAGAAGGUAAACGCCGAUAAUUUUAAUUCGAUCAAAGCUAGCUCACUCAGCACUAAAAACUUCUAUAAAAGGAAUUAUUUAAGUUCUAGAAAUUUUUCUACCAACGCUACAUCUACCAUGGUGUGCUAUUUAAAAAAUUAAUAUUAAACGUGGUCUUUGUAAUUGCAGGAUUCUCUCGUAACUUCCUAAAAUAACUGUUCGAAGGGGCAUUCUAGGACAUUAGGAAAAUAAAUAUAUGCAUACCAAAUACGAAAGCUUAAAAAAAACUAUAAAUAUCGGCUCGUGAAUGACCUACGAGCUUCAUAUUGAAAUAAAACUUAGAGUAGUGGUUACUGUCCAGUGAAUCGUAAACAACUGAAAUGGCAAGUUGUGCUCAUGUUAUGAAAUCCAGUGCGCGAUGCGAUGAGCACUACAAGUUCAUGAUUCGAAGUACCACUUCUUGUGAUUUCCCUUUGAUUGAAACAAAAACACGAAAUUUGAACGUUUGGUUGGCUCGGUGGAUAUUCAGUAAGUGGUUGGGUCAAAAGCUACUUAUGUUCACAAAGGCAUGAUGCGAAAGCAAACCAUCGCUGUGAUGUCACGUAAUUGUUGCGAAAGUGACGUAGGGACAAAAUUAAUCUACAAAAAAGCACAAAAAACUCCCAUUGAAACAAAAAUUUCUCAGCUCAAAAUGGUCCGAGUAGAAAGCAGGGUUUUUUAAUAUGUCAAUCGUAUGAAUCACAUUUAAUUCACGUUUCCUUUUUGUAGCUUGUCAACAUUAUGCAAAUUUCGGAAAGAAGUUUACCGUCGAUAUGCAAAUUUUCCAGAACUUUCAAACGACACUUGCGUGAAUGACUCAAAAACGAAGUUUCCAAAGGAGCAUUUCUUUACCUUUAGAAAGAUUAAAAGAUCGCACCUUAAUCCCACUCGGGUGAGUGUAAGCGGAUCUAAACAAUGGGAUUACAGGUGACACUACCAUGAAAAUCGUCAGGAAACUUUGAGUCACAAUUGUUUAAAGUAAUCGAAGGAAAGCGGAGGGAGUAAUUCAACUCGUGCAUCGUUGUUUAGAGCGUUUGACAAAGACGUAUCGCUAUAAAUUUUAUCUGGCCAACGAGAACCGGAAAUAACAAAUUUAAUAUAUCCUGUUCUUGAACAAAAAUAUAUAACGUAGGACCUCCGAAUGAUCUUAAUAACACCGUUGCAACUUAAAUUAAUUAAUCACGAUAAAAAUUACUUUUAGGAUUGAAAUUUUAAAAAUUCAAGAAUAGAAUUUCUACUGUUCAGAUUAAAUCAUUUUUGCACUAUUAUUUUUUGUACAUCCCAAACAGGGAAAAAGUUUGACUCAAUAACGUCAUAGGUCAGCCAAUCACAAGCGCAGAAAAUUUUGUUUGGAUUUCGUAAUCACGUGUAGUGGUCACAUGGUAAUAGUUGAUUUUCUAAAAACUCGUACGAUUGGUUAAAAUAUAAUUGGAUCUGUCAAGACUAAUAAUUGCCAUGAUGAAAGCAACAAUGACCUGUCAAUUAUUAUUUUUAGUCCCCUCCUCGGAGAGUUGGGCCGGUUAAACUCGGGAAUAUGGAGAAAACGAAGCCACGCGAAUUAGAGGAAAUUUGUAAAGCUAGUUGUUGAAUUGUGUUCGCGGAAAUUCCCCCCGCGCUGAAGGCGCAUGGAAAACCGUUAAAAAAUCGCGAAUUAUUUGGCUGUGUGCGGUUUGUCAGCUCGGUAUAACGAUCGAGGGAAAGUUAUACGCGUUGCUUUUGUUACGGAGCAAGCUUGAAGUUUUGAGGAUUUUUUGUGUGGUUCAGCUUAUUAUUCAAAGUCGACUCGCUCAAGCCUGCGUGCAUUCAUAAAAAGUCGCUGCGAUUUUUUCAACGGACGGCACGCUAGAUACUGGGAGAUUUUGACGAAUGAAUCCGCACGCGGGAGAUAAGGAACUGAGCGAUCUACUUGACUUCAGCGCGAUGUUCUCGCCGCCGGGAUCCAUGGUCGGCAGUAAAUCUAGUGGCUCUCUGACGGAAGCUGGGUUAUCGAGUUCCAUGCACGCAUCUAGAACAGGUUCUUUAGACGAGACACCCACGUGGCAAGGCAGUUCUGUGUCGGCCUACGAAGCUCGGGGAUAUCAUACGGAUAACCACGGCGUAUACAGCACGAUCGAUGAUGUUGAAGGCGACUUUAUAUCCCGUAAGGGAGCUGGUUUUACUAAUUCGUAUCUCGGUUCAAACUCUCUAGGAACUUUAGGUUAUAGAGAAUCUGGACUAACAGGAAGCCAGGCUGGCCUCCCUCCACCACUGCAGACUUCUCAUGAUGUUUCCCUAUCAAGUCCAGAUUGGAGAGGAAGAAAGUACAAGUCAAGCAAAAACAAUAGCUCCCUCUCUGUCUAUUCACCAGGUGCUGAUGACAUGAUGCCUCAUCCUGGGGAUGCCUUGACUCAAUCUCAUUACUCUCCAAAAGGGGGAAUCUACGCUGAUGCUUACUACAUGGAUCAUGGCUCACCAGAUCCAUGGGGGCAUACUGGUCAGCUUGGUCCAGGAUCCUAUUCUGGUUCAGCUGGCUCCUACAGCAACAGUUAUGGCAUGCAUCCAAGAGAUAGCAUGAGUGAUGUUCGUGGUAUUCCCGUUUCAGCAUUAGCAAAGGGUCCAGCUAUUCACCAGCCUAGGGGUUACCAUCACUUGGGCCAUGGUGAGCCAAUGGAGAGACUGUCGAGUUUACCACCAAUGACAUCAUUUAGACAAUCAGGAAUGCACCAUGGUCAAUCAUCACCCUAUCUUCAUUCUUCAGUGUCACCACCUCUAAAUGGAAGUGAUCCAAUGGCCAGUCACAGCUCUAGGGCACCCACAUCUGGUUCACAAACUGGAGACACACUAGGGAAGGCCCUAGCAUCUAUUUACCCAACAGACAAUGGUGGGUCAUACUCAUCAAACCCAACAACACCAGUAGCAUCUCCUCCUCCUCCAUUGGCCACUGUGAGCGACAGACCUUUAUCAGCUGGCUCUGGAGCUUCAGGACAUUCUUCAAGCUGGGGAAGAGCUAAUCAACCAACGUCGCCUCCAUACGAGAGUCAUCUGCAUUCUCUUCAAAGCAGAAUGGAGGAGAGGCUUGAUGAUGCUAUCCAUGUUCUGCGCACCCACGCUGAAGGUAGCCUCCCUCCUGGAAUGUCACCAGUAGUAGCUGGAAGCUUGCUGAGUGCUGCAGCAGCAGUAGCAGCAAGUGCAAGUGGGGUUCAGGGUGUAAGUUAUUCAGCCUCUGUGGGAAGUAGUGGUGCUUCAGCAGUAGCCAUGGAUCAGAUGAGUGGUGGACAUAGUGGAAUGGAAGAUGAUCCAGGAAUGGCGUCACCAAGUACCCUAUCAAGUAGAGGAGCAGGUUCACAAAUGUCCCCCAGUAACUCAGAGACCAGUGAAUCAAGAUAUGGUUCUAAAAUGGACACAGGGGGUGACAGUGCAAAGAGCAACAAAGACUCGUCAUCAAAGCAAGAUAUGAAAACUAAUGGUGAUUUGGCGGAGGAUAGAGACAAGAGGGAUUUGAUUGUGGAUGAUGAUGAUGAUGAUGACGAUGAUAAAUUGACAGAAGAUGGUGGUGUUGAUGACAAUGGCCGAGUCAGGGUUGUCAGGGAACAAGAGCGGAGAUAUGCAAAUAAUGCCAGGGAAAGGUUGAGAGUUCGAGACAUAAACGGAGCCUUCAAAGAAUUGGGAAGAAUGUGUAUGAUGCAUUUACAGGGUGACAAAUCCAACUCUAAUACUAAACAGACUAAGCUUGUAAUCCUUCACCAAGCAGUAUCAGUUAUCACAAGUUUAGAAUCGCAAGUACGAGAGCGAAAUCUCAACCCCAAGGCAGCUUGUCUUAAAAGGCGCGAAGAGGAGAAAGGUGAAGAGGAAGCCCCGGAGAAAAGAGCUGUACCGGGAGUGGACAAACCCUUUGACACCUCAGGGGCAGCAGCAGGGCGUGGGAGAGGCAGACGAGGAAGAAGGUCGUCAAGAGGGGCCUAUAACGGCGAAGGCCGAGGAAUGCCAUGUGGACCACUGAACGGCUAUGAACCAAAGGACCAUGGAGAUCCACCCUCCUUAAAUGCGUGACAAGAGUAAACAAGGAACAAAGUUUUUAAUGGAACAAAGCUAUCAGAGUUUUAUGUAAUUUACAGAUUAAGUACUAAAUACAGCAAAAUAAGUUUAGAAUAAGAGAGAGAAAAACGAAAAUCUACAAAAAGCGACUUCGUCCAUGCGAACCAUUUACCACUGCUAUCUUUCUUACGCGGCUCGAACUGAGUCUACUAGGUUGAUAGUUUUUUGUUUUGUUUGUUUUUUGUUUGUUUGUUUGUUUUUCCGUUCUUUUUUCUCCUGUGCGUGGCUCCAUGGCGUAUAUAACGCAAGAAAAAGAGCUUGUCAGCAAGUAGCUUAUGUUAUGUUAAGAGCUUAACUUGAUAACCAGUCGAAGAUUGCCAUGCGAUGGUCAAAGUCUUCAUCACAGUCAGAUAUUCUCCACACCUCAGAGUCAAUUCUUGCUUUUUGUACCUAAAUGCUGAUUUGAUAAUUAGAUAUACAUAUGUCGUAUUGCCAUCCUCGAGUUCGAUUCAGGAAGUCUUAUAGAAGAAUUCUGCUUUAAAGUUGUAAAUAAAAAAGGAAUCCCGUAUCGUCCUACUUUCCAUCUUAGUGUGAUGUAAGCUACCCUCUUCUGAUGAGGCCAGGGGUUAGCAUCAAGGUUACAUAUCUUAUGUGCGGCGUUCCAAGUUCAGAACAACCUCGUGAUGUUUUCCUCAUUCCUUCUCCUACACUGAAUGAUUUCAACAGCAUUUUCAUCGCGCCAUGAGGUCUGUGUUAUUCUUGGUAUUCCUCAGAAGAAAUAGGCGUUUACUAAUCUAUCCAUUUUACAUUUCACUAGGCAACUAAACAUUUUAGAUGAUAUUUUUAUGAAUAUUACUGGUUACUACUUAGAAUAGAAAUCGCCGCAAGUUAUUAACGUCAUCACCCAGACACUGCUUUUGCACUGCUUCGUUCAUCAUCGAGGACUCCUAAAGCAACGCUCUUUCUCCCAGACUUCUCUCUGCUCUUAUUAUAUUAGCUAUCAAGUGCUCAACUUUUAAAGAACGAGUGAAUGCAUCUCACUCCAUUUAUCGCGAUGUAUAAUGAACACUCGGACAACCUUGGCUGUUUAAUUUGCAAUUUAGCGAGAGCUGUGUUUUGGUGAUAAUGGUAACCUAGUAGGUCUUUCAGAUCUCAUUGUAAAGGCAUUUUUUCUGACAAUCGUAUAGACACUGAUGUACAUAGAAUUAAAUACUGAUCAGUCAAAUAAAAGCUUAACUUACAGUAA
This is a messenger RNA of Stylophora pistillata, 5975 nucleotides long. RefSeq names its product transcription factor 12. NCBI's taxonomy places the organism in Eukaryota, Metazoa, Cnidaria, Anthozoa, Scleractinia, Pocilloporidae. Gene Ontology annotation, cellular component: chromatin; transcription regulator complex. Gene Ontology annotation, molecular function: DNA-binding transcription factor activity, RNA polymerase II-specific; RNA polymerase II cis-regulatory region sequence-specific DNA binding; protein dimerization activity. The record is from RefSeq and is a predicted model, not a curated record. Gene Ontology annotation, biological process: regulation of transcription by RNA polymerase II.